Pseudoliparis swirei is the source of this 1651-nucleotide messenger RNA. RefSeq names its product mRNA cap guanine-N7 methyltransferase-like. Gene Ontology annotation, cellular component: nucleus. Gene Ontology annotation, biological process: 7-methylguanosine mRNA capping. Gene Ontology annotation, molecular function: mRNA 5'-cap (guanine-N7-)-methyltransferase activity. The transcript is spliced from 11 exons. Bases 16 to 1539 code for a protein of 507 amino acids. The record is from RefSeq and is a predicted model, not a curated record. Lineage: Eukaryota; Metazoa; Chordata; Actinopteri; Perciformes; Liparidae.
GCGGGGCGCCGUCAUAUGACGUAUGCACAUCCGGAAGCUGCGCCGCACGCACGGGUCCAUUCUGCAGAGCGUCGCGAGUGCACCUGGAACCAGCAGAGCCUCCUCGUAACCCGGCAACCAGCCACAGCGGCGACCAAUCGGCUCUCUGCGCGGCUCGGGGCGUCGGGGUCCGGUGGAAGGAUGGAGCUUCAGUCAGAGCUGCUGAAGGAGGGAGGAGACGAGGAAGGAGGACAGAAGGCACCGACGAAGAGGAGCCGAGAAGACGAUGGCCGGGUCUCACCACCCAACAUCCUGGUGACGGAUCAUGGUGUGAAGGUCGCCAGUCACUACAACCGCCUGCAGGAAGUCGGUCUGGCUGCGAGAAGUCGAAGCAAAAUCUUCUUCAUGAGGAACUUCAACAACUGGCUGAAGAGCGUCUUGAUCGGGGAGAUCCUGGACCAGGUCCGGGGGGCGGGACCUCGGCAAGUCUCUGUGCUGGACCUCGGCUGUGGAAAAGGAGGAGACCUGCUGAAGUGGAGGAGAGGAGGGAUCGACCACCUGGUCUGUGCAGAUAUCGCUGCGGUGUCGGUGGAGCAGUGCCAGAGUCGCUAUGAAGACAUGAAGAAGAAAAGCCACGCCAACGAGAAAAUCUUCAGUGCCCAAUUCAUCACAGCAGACUGUGCCAAGGAGGUUCUGUCGGAGAAGCUGGAGAACCCGGAGCAGAUGUUCGACAUCUGCAGCUGUCAGUUCGUGUACCACUACUCCUUCGAGAGCGAGCCGAAGGCCGACAUGAUGCUGAGGAACGCCUGUGAGUGCCUGAAGCCUGGAGGGUUCUUCAUCGGAACCACGCCGGACGCCUUCGAACUCGUUAAGCGUCUGGAGGCGUCGUCCUCCCUGUCCUUUGGUAGCGAGGUGUUCCAGGUGUCCUUUGGUUCUAAAGGGUUCUACCCUCUGUUUGGCUGUCAGUACCACUUCAGCCUGGAGGCCGUGGUGGACGUCCCCGAGUUCCUCGUCUACUUCCCUCUGUUUGAACACAUGGCGAAGCGGUACAACAUGCGCCUGGUGAUGAAGAAGAGGUUCUCUGAGUUCUUUGAGGAGAAGGUGAAGAAGGAGGAGCAUCGCAGCCUCAUGAUGAAGAUGAUGGCGUUGCAGGUGAAAGAGCUCCUCUCAAAGUCUGGAGGCCACAGGGGACCCUGUCUCACUGGUCACAUGACAUCUAUUGUUCAUGUCGUGGAGCCGGUAGGGGUCAGGCUGGGGGUCAUGGAGUCUCGUGUUCCCGUGUCCGUGACUCGACUGAAGAGUGAAGCAUCCGAAGCUCGAAGCUGCAUCUCGUGCCGCUCGGUGAAUCUGUGCUCGUUGUCCUUCAGCCGUUUCCUGGAGAGGACGGAGGCCGGCAGGCGGCGGACGGCGGGGGCGAGUACUGCCAUGCUCAAGAGCACAGCGUCAAGGCCGGAGUCCAACUCCCACUGGGAACGCUCAGCAGCUCGGAGUGGGACGCAGCCAGUAUCUACCUGGUGUUCAUCUUCCAGAAGAUGUCUUGAAGCUCCUCAGAGGUCAUGACCUCUGCUGCUCCGCUCGUGCAUGUUGGGCGAUGCAGUUCUCGUUUCGUUCCUUAAGGAUUGUUUUGAUAAACUAUGACCUUUAUUAUCUAAAUAAAUUCACAGUGAAUAGA